CUUUGGACUAAACUGGCAAAAUAGCCCAAACCACAGGGACUAAAAUGACAUUUCACUCUUUUAUAAACUUAUAUUUUUGAUCUUUCUUGAAGCUGUUCAUAUCUGCUAAAAUGCGCCUGCUUUCAUCUUCUUCACCCCCUCCUUCAUCAAACACUAAUCCUCAUAUAAAUUCAAAAAAUAAUUCAACUUUUCUCUUUGUUAGAAUUAGAACCAUUGUUAUUGUUAUAGCAGUUAUGUUCGUUAUAUGUGGAUUACUUCAUUUACUUGUGAAAUAUUUAAUAAAAAAGAAGAGAUUAUUAUUAUUAUUAUCUUCUUCAAAUUCCCAUUUUCAAGAAAGCGGUGUUAAUCAAGAAGAAGAUGAUGCAUAUGAGAGACAAUUGCGACAGCUUUUUAAUCUGCAUGAUUCGGGUUUGGAUCAAGGUUUCAUUGAUGCAUUACCGGUGUUUUCUUAUGGGGAAUUAAUGGGAUUAAAGGAGCCUUUUGAUUGUGCGGUUUGCUUAUGUGAAUUUACACAAAAGGACAGUUUAAGAUUGUUGCCGUUAUGUAGUCAUGCUUUUCAUGUGCAUUGUAUUGACACUUGGUUGCUUUCAAAUUCAACUUGUCCUUUGUGUAGAGGAGUACUUUUUGCGCCUGAGUUUUCUGUUGAAAAUCCUGUUUUUGAGGUUAGUGAUUCAAGGGAAGAAGAGGAAGAAGUUGUUGAUGAUAGUGGUCAGGGGUAUUUUGGUCAUUUCAAGCAAUCUGAGGGGAGUAAUGGUAUUGAAAAGAGGGUGCAUCCGGUUCGACUUGUUGGGAAAAGAGAAGAAAGGGAAGUAGGAGAGACAAGUAAUAGUAAAUUUGAUGAUGGUGAUGACGGUCAAGGGCAUUUUGGUCAUUUCAAUCAGUUUGACGGUAGUAUUGGGAAAGAAAAGAAGGUGUAUGGUCAAGGGCAUUUUGGUCAUUUAAAUAACCAUGAGGGUAGUAUCGGCAAAGAAAAGAGGGUGUAUGGUCAAGGGCAUUCUGGUCAUUUCAACCAACAUGAGGGUAGUAUUGGGAAAGAAAAGAGGGUGUAUGGUCAAGGGCAUUUUGGUCAUUUUAAUCAGUUUGAGGGCAGUAUUGGGAAAGAAAAGAGGGUGUAUGGUCAAGGGCAUUCUGGUCAUUUCAACCAACAUGAGGGUGGUACUGGUAAUGAAAAGAGGGUGUAUGGUCAAGGGUAUUUUGGUCAUUUCAACCAACAUGAGGGUGGUACUGGUAAUGAAAAGAGGGUGUAUCCGGUUAAACUUGGGAAAUUUAGAGCUUCGAAUGUCGGAAAAAGAGAAGAAAAAGGAGAGACAAGUAAUAGUAAUCUUGAUGCAAGAAGAUGUUAUUCAAUGGGAACUUAUGAAUAUGUUGUGGGAAAUUCAGAAUUAAGAGUGGAAUGUGUUCCAAGUAAUAGUAGAAGGGGCAGUUUUGGUAAUAAAGUGGAUAGUUCAAUUGAUGGGGGUAAUAAUGGAAAGAAAAUUAGUAACAGAAGUAAAGGUGAGAGCUUUUCAGUUUCUAAGAUUUGGCUAUGGUCAAAGAAAGAUCAUAAUCAUCAAAAAAGUCAAAUCUUUUCAGGUAGCCCAUAUGGUUAAUACAUUUGUUAAUGUUAGUUUACCUUUGAGUAAUGCAAAUAGUAGUUAUUGUUGUCCAUUUUUAUAAGUCAAUGGUUCUUUUAUGAAGUUCUUUAUAUAUUUCUUUGGGUUAUUGGAUUUUCAUAAUCUAAAGGAUUUGAUUUUACUCUGUAAA
Molecule: messenger RNA, 1743 nt
Organism: Helianthus annuus (common sunflower)
Lineage: Eukaryota; Viridiplantae; Streptophyta; Magnoliopsida; Asterales; Asteraceae
Product: RING-H2 finger protein ATL46
Exons: 1
Coding region: 111-1589 (492 amino acids)
Source: RefSeq, a predicted model, not a curated record